Messenger RNA from Soboliphyme baturini, 2832 nucleotides. The record is from the annotation of a GenBank genome assembly. Lineage: Eukaryota; Metazoa; Nematoda; Enoplea; Dioctophymatida; Soboliphymatidae.
AUGGCAGCCUCGAAGAGCAUCGAUGAAUCCGUGGUUACGUGUAGUUUGGAGACAGGCGUCAACGGUAUUGAGCUAGUUGUUCAAUCGAUGAAACAUGGAACCGAUGAGGUGAAGGAUCUUCUGGACAAUGAAUGUACCUUACUAUAUGAAUGCCGAAUAUGCAAAAAUUUGUUCAGAAAUGUGACAGACCUCGUUGUGCACAAGAGGGAAUACUGUCCUAGGUCCGUUUUGGCAAAAAGUGUCGACGAAUUCAGCGGUGAUACAGGUGACAGUGAGAAUGGGAAAUUGAACCAUGAUGACGUGCGUGAAGAUGGCCUUCGUUCCGCACAGGAGUGUACAACGGGCGCUGAAGAUCGCCCCGGGACAGAAAUUACGAUGAAUCUUUUGAAAUCUCUAACGAAACGUUUACUAGACCCAGAAGAAGCUGAAACACUGUUCAUUCGUGGUUAUCAGAGCAUCAGACGAAGGCCCUCCUUAAUCACCGGAUUACGAGAGACCGAAACCGCGGGCGACAACUCCGAUGGAACUAUGGUUUCACGAAAUAAUGCGCCGAUGAGUCGUCAGCAUUCGAUGGAACUACGUCUUCGUGGUAGUAAUGAUUCCUCAAAAUUUGUUAAAACAGUCAGUCGCGAGGAGUUGGCGAUUGUGACCCGUUUGGAGUGUUGCGACAGUUGCGACCUAAUGACUCUUACGUGCUUGGUGGACCGAUGCAAACGAACCUUUCCGGACAUCGAAACUCUUGCUUUCCACCUGAACUACUCACAUGUCGAUAUUCAACCUCCAGGCGUUCAGAUGUGCUUUCUGUGCGGCAGGCAGGUUUUCGGAUCUCCCGCCCUCGCUUCUCACCUCCAACUCCGCCAUCGUUCGAUCGCCAGACGUCACACCGCAGAAGUGAUGAAGCGAUGGGCGGAUAGGCGGAAGAAAUGCGCUAAAAAUUGCAGACGCCAAAAGCAGAACAACGGCGAUGCUCUUUCCGACAAAGCGGUGCCGCAUCUUUCGACGGUGCUCCCGAUAUUGGAUGAACCGUUUAAGCAGUCCGCUGGAUCGGAAGACAUUCAUAUUGUGGCUGAAAAAAGACAUGGUCAAGACACACUAGUUUCGAAACCGCCUGCGCCUGAAGCGAAUGCUGGUCAAGUGAGAACGGGAACCGCGUCGCUGAACUCCGGUGCGGUGGUGGUCCCCAUCAACAGCGCUAAUCCUAAAGGAACAUCCGUUGAGCAAAGAGUCGUUACCUUUCCUUCCAACGGCAAGAAAGAGGCGGCAAUUAUGUUGUUCGAUAAAUCGAGAAACAUCGUGCUGCAGCUGAAGUCUUCGUCGUCUGUGACAUCAAAGCCAAACGAGGUUGGUCGAAACUACAUCAAGAUCUUGCCCAAGUUUAUACUGACUACGGGGUCCAAGGUUUCGACAUUGGCGGCGCAGCAGUCGAAUUUCGACCCACAGGCGAAACCGUCGACCCUGACUCUGAUGCCUCGUAUGCAGGUGAAUCACGUUCCAUCGUGGACGAACGACUUCACUCUUCCGAUCCUGACCCUGUCAGACGUCGAACGAGCACUGACCGCGUUGUACGUUGGUUUUCUAGCUGGUCAGAUUGACAGCGAGGCGUCCAAGUCAGCAGCUUGUCAGAGUCAUAACGAUAAAAGGUCUCGCAGUCGUCCCCUUCGCCGAUUGAAGACGUCGGGUGAAGAACUGCCUGGUGUUUGUGCCGGAACAAUAAAAAAUUUGCGCAGCCGUCGUCUAAGGGUACCGCCGCAUAAAGCGUUGAAUGGUAAGCAGCAGUUCAACGGAGGUAACAAGGCGUUGGUGCAUUGGGAGAACCCUGACAUAGAGACCCCAAAGAAGAAACAGUCGCCUAACAUCAAUGCAGAUAACAAGUCACCACCACCUGAUGGUACGUCGCCAGCGACGAAGACAUCGCCGCACUUACGAGUGCGUCGCGCACUCAAAUCACCGUACAGUAGUAAGGAGUACGCGAACACUUGGCCGCAGGUGCGAGAGGAAAGGAGCAGAAGGGCUGUAGUCCGGCAUCAGGCAUCUCGAAGGGAGCAGGACAAAGAGCGACCGAAAGAAGCGUCGGAUUCGCGCUGUGGAACGAGUCAAUCGUCGCCUGCCAAGGCCACGAGCGCCGAUGACGGGGACGUGGACAAAUUUCCAGUGAUUUUCACCAAGUCUCAGCGACAGCAGAUUGAAGAGCUGGCCGACCUGAAGAACUUCGUUUGUCGUCGUUGCGGCAACCAGUUCACCACCAGAUGCAAUACCGAACGCCAUUGCUAUGCGCAUCUGUGCUUCGUACGUUUUCGCUGUCGCCUGUGCAGUACGGCUGCUUUCUAUCGCAGUGACAUGAAACGACAUUUGCUGAAACAGUGUACGAAAAUCAACACCCGUGUUGUUGGACCGAAACACUUCCAGCAGAACAUAGUACCUUGCUGCGAAAGCCAACCAGGCAAGGUUGUCUCGUGGCGCGGUUAUCCGGUUGUCUGGACUCACAGAGCCAAACCGAGAGCUACCAAAAUUGCGAUGAUGCUUGCUAAAGCUCAAGCUCGCGAAUCUGCUGCCGCCGCAAAAAAGCCACCUCACCUUGAGGUUGAGAGACCAAUUCGCCAAAAGAAGGCAUGUACUGUUUGGGAAAAUGGCGCCCUGAACGACUGUGAACAGUCGUCAACUUUCGUGUCGUCGUCCAGUGGCUCACAGCUCAAUUUCGUUGCAGACCAGUCACCUCCUGCCGCCGUUAAUCCACAGCGUCCAGCCGCCUCCAAUGGUGGUUCUUGCAGUGGUAGUUCUUCUGAACCCAAACGCGGCAGCGAAAGGUUCACUGAGUUGAAGCAAGAACAAAGU